AUGAGAUUUCAAUUCCUUGCUCUCCUCCUUAUUUUGUUUGCUUCAGCCACCACGAGUCAAGCUAUUAUUGGCGGUUGGAGUCCCAUAAAGAACAUCAGUGAUCCAUAUGUGAUUGAAUUAGCCAAUUUUGCAGUUGUCGAGAACAACAAGCAAAAAGGAGAAACAUUGAAGUUUGAAAAACUUAUCAAGGGUGAAUCACAGGUUGUUGUCGGGACCAAUUACCGCCUCACUCUUUCUGCCAAAAACGGUUGGUCUUCUAACAACUAUGAAGCCGUUGUGUGGGAUCUAAAGCAUUUAAGGAAACUCACUUCCUUUGAACGUGCUUGA
Molecule: messenger RNA, 327 nt
Organism: Vicia villosa (hairy vetch)
Lineage: Eukaryota; Viridiplantae; Streptophyta; Magnoliopsida; Fabales; Fabaceae
Product: cysteine proteinase inhibitor 5-like
Exons: 1
Coding region: 1-327 (108 amino acids)
Molecular function (GO): cysteine-type endopeptidase inhibitor activity
Source: RefSeq, a predicted model, not a curated record